AAAAAGUUCAGAUGAACUAAAAAAUCUCCUUUUUGAAAACCCUAGAUGGGUAACUUUCAUUCAUCCCCCCUUUAACUUCUCCCUCUCUUUCGUUUGCUUCUCUAUUUUCCUUAACUUCUAUAUGGCCUUCCAAAUUUUCUCUUUUCUAGCUGCAAAAGAUAUUGGUCCUAUGCACACCCUUAAGUGAAAAAUCUUGCCUUCCCCACCCUUUGAGUGUGUUCGUGUCUCUACCAAGUUGUCGUGUGCACGGACACAAAAUUAAGGAAAUAGAUGAGAAAAAUAAAUGAACAAGUUCAGGAAUUGAAGGGAAAAGUGAGGAAGAUGCUAAUGGCUCCAAGUGAAAAGUCUUCACACAAGCUGAACUUAGUUGAUGUAAUUCAGUGCUUACGCCUUUCUUACCAUUUUGAAAAUAAAAUUCAAGAAAUUUUGCAGCAAUCAUACAAAACUCUUCAUAACCUUGAUGAUCAUGAUAAGUUUGCCAAGUUCAUUGACAACAAAGGGAAGUUCAAGGAGUCACUUAUCAAUGAUGCACGAGGAAUGUUAAGCUUGUAUGAAGCCGCACAUCUCAGAGUGCAUGGGGAAGAUAUACUUGAUGAUCGAAGCACUUGCUACACUGCUACUCAUCUUGAGGCUGUAGCAUCCCACUUAAGCCCUCCUCUUGCAGCAGAAGUAUUAUUAUCGCUUAACGCUUGUGCUAAGGAAGAGCCAACUGCUUUCUUUGGGAUUAGCGCUUGGGGUACAAUCUAUUAAUUGGAAAAGUAAAUUCAUAUAUAGGUGGGAUAUUGGUGCCACAGAUCAACUUCCAGAGUACAUGAAAAUGUGUUAUCGGGCACUCUUAGACGUUUUACAGUGAAAUUUAUAAAAAAAAUAGGCGAAGGAAGAUCAUAUCGCGUCAAAUAUGCAAGAGAAGCAGUAAGCGUCAUAUAUAAAAAUUUAAAAGAUUAUUUGACAAAAUUACUAAACUUAUCCUUAGUUUUGGGCAUGUAUCAAAUUGAUCACGGGCAUAAAUAAAUAAAUCAAUUAUCUCAAUUCUCCUUUUU
Alnus glutinosa is the source of this 1040-nucleotide messenger RNA. Its product is annotated as (-)-germacrene D synthase-like. The record is from RefSeq and is a predicted model, not a curated record. Gene Ontology annotation, molecular function: terpene synthase activity. The transcript has 4 exons. The coding region runs from base 271 to 750 and encodes 159 amino acids. Lineage: Eukaryota; Viridiplantae; Streptophyta; Magnoliopsida; Fagales; Betulaceae.